Messenger RNA from Tuber aestivum (summer truffle), 2510 nucleotides. NCBI's taxonomy places the organism in Eukaryota, Fungi, Ascomycota, Pezizomycetes, Pezizales, Tuberaceae. The record is from the annotation of a GenBank genome assembly.
CGCGCUUGUUAAUCCAACGCGUUGUUCGUUCUUGGCAACAGAGACCUGCCGCACGGAUGGAUCCUACUUAACUACCGGUGCCCACCACUGUCCGAAAUUUCUUCUGCUCUCCCUUCACUUGUUUUUCCUCCGCGGAAGGAAGGGGAAGGACAACGCCAGCAAUAACAAUUUGACGGAUAAGCGUACGGUCUUUCCUCAACCUCAUCUCAUCUCAUCUCAUCUCAUCUCAUCUCCUCAUCCACCACAAUCGAUCCAAUUCCGACACACCAUAGCUAUGCCGCCCAAACGCCGAGCACCGGCUCAAACCCUCAGCGCACACAUUGAGUCUAGCGAUGAGGGGAGUGAUAAGCUUGACGGUACGUCUCGUGAUCCACCCACUAAAUUGUCUGCUCAACAAUUGACUUAUAUUAGCUACAGCCCUUCCCAAAAAGGCCCCCGUAAAACGUUCUAGUAGGAGGUCCGCUACUACUGCCAUUACGGUUGAGCCGACAGUGGCAGCUGCAGACAAGAAAGGGGAAAAGCCAGCGGCAGCAGGAAGAGGGAGAAAGAAGAAAGCUGCAGUGAAUAGAGUCGAAGAACCAACCGAAGAUGAGGACGUUUCUGGUGGCGCACAAGAAGAGGAUGGUGGAGAUGAUGAGGAAGAUGAAUUGGAAGCUGCCCCGGUAAAGGGUAAGAAGAAGGUGACUACGGCUGGCGGGAGGAAAGCUACAACGGCAGCAGCGGCAAAGAAAGCAGCAGCUGCUGCUGCUGCAGUGAAGCCUAAGCCGAAACGUGGAGCUAAGAAGGUUGAAAUUGAAAUUGAGGAGGAAGAUAAAGAGGAGGAGGCGAUGGAGCGGGAGGAGGAGGUUCCGGCACCUGUCAAGAAAAGAGGUGGCGGGAGGAAAGCUGUGCCUGUGGCAGCAGCAGCACCAGUGGUGGAAAAGAAGAAGCGUAUGACGAAGAAGGAGAAGGAUGCUGCCGCCGCCGCUGCUAUGGAGGCAGAAGCGGAAGAGCAAGAAAAGGAGAGGGAGAUUGCCGAGACACAGUAUACACCCAUGCAGCUUGAUAAAAGUGCGGUCAAUGGUGAGGGCGAUGUGAUGGAGGUUGAAGCAACACCAACACAAGUCUACUCGGCCCCCGCCGUUGCUUCGAAGAAGGCCGUUGCUGCUACUAGGAAGAAGGCGGGGGCAUCAAAAGCCAGGGGCAGGGCCGCCAAGGCUUCUGAGCCCGAGGCAGUUGAGGGAGGCGACGACGACGAUGAUCUGGCACUCCCAGCGAAACCUCCGAUUCCCGUCGCCCCAAAGAGAGCUCGUCGCGGAGCUGCCGGUAGCGAAGUGGUAGCAGUGGUAGCCGGGGGGGGAGCAGAUACCGAGACGGAAGCCUACAAAUCCCUCGAAAAGGCCUUCCACGAAUUGGAAACCGAGCAUAAAAAACUCGAGUACGUCCGUGAGACAGAAGUCGAGCAGACGUUCGCAAAGUAUAGGAAGAAUGCCGAGAUUCAAGCUAAAAGUUUGCCUCCCUCAAUCUCCCCUAGCUAGUGGGGACUAGUACUGACGACUGCGAGCAGAAGCAAACAAACUCAUCGACUCCCUCCAAACCGACCUGAAUGCUCAAUCCCUCUUAUCCGGCGAAUCAAAAACUCUCAGGAAGGAGCUCGCCGCGAAGGAAGCCGAGGUGGCAAAAUUGCAGAGCAAGAUUCAGGAAUUGCAGAGAGGUCUGCAGGAGCAGCAGAAUGAAGCAAAAGUCUUGUCGGCGAAGUUGAUUGUCGCGGAGAAUAAUAGUAAGCGUAGCGCUCUGGUGGCUCCGGGGAGUGCGGUUAAGUCGAAGGGUGGCAUUGGCGGUGGCGCCGGCGGUGGGGGAAUCGCGGGCUCGGGACUAGCGGCGGUGGAAGCGUGGAUUGCUAAGGUCAAGGAGGAGUUAUUCCAAGACCUGACCGGGCUACUAAUCGUGAACGUCAAGAAGGAAGCGCGGAAGACGGUGUUUGAGUGUUUACAGACUAGUUCUACUGGAGGUUCGUCUCUUCCCCAAAUUUCUAUAUAUGAUAUCUACAUCUAUCGAUCUCUACGUGACUAACAAAGACCCCAGUGACAAUUCACUUCAAACUCCAAGUCCCCGACUCCCUCUCCACUACUGCCUCCUCCUCCAACUCAAGACACCAGCGUAAGCCCUCCCUAGCCCCGGACCCCAAAACUACGGCGGAUGAAGAGGAAGACGAGAGCAGGGACGAAAUCGUCUACGUCCCUCUGCUAGACCAGCAACGGGAUAAAGCUCUCAUUGCUGUGCUCCCGGAUUACCUCAAGCUCGAGAUUGGCUUCAAAAAGGAGCAGAUGAGUGACUUUUUUGCAAAGAUUACGGCUUUCAUGAUGAACAUGAAAACUAAGCGGGUCCUUGAUGGUGAUGAUUCUGGGGAAGAGGAGGAGGAGGAGGAGGAGGAGGAGGAGGAGGAUGACAACGAGGAGGAGGAGGAGGGAGUGGGUAAAGGCAAGGGGAGUGAUGAUGGUGAUGAUGACGAAGAGAUUGGAGAUGCUUAG